UCAAUUCAACCCUGACAUCACUAUUCUCAGUCUUUAGAAAUCUCCCUCUAGAGCCACAGAAGACAUUAUACAAAGUGCUCUCUGUGACAAAUACACUGAACUUGAUGUGUAAAACUGUCGGAGUGGUCCUUUAAACCUGAUUGAGGCUGACUCAUUGACAAGCAAGCAGUCCACAGGCUGACAGCAACCACACACAUCAACAGGGUGGGCAUUGAAAGAGGCCACAGCGACCCCAUCUCCCCUCCAGUGCACUGCUCAUCCUCCUCUGAAAACCACACCACUGUGCACAAGGUCGCACAAGUUUGCAGGAGACGCAGACGUCGAAGAUGAAAGGAAGGGAGAAAGAGGAGAGGAAGUCAAGCUUGAAGAGAGAGAGAGAGAGAGAGAGAGUGUGUGUGAACCACAGACACUGAGUGAUGAAGAAGUCGCUGUCAAGGUGCACAGACUGAAACAAGACUCGGAAAUGAAAAGACUGUGAGAGAGGAAGAUUGCAGUGAAGAUCUUUGCUUUAUGUAUGUAUUGUAGCAGGGUCGGCACCUGGAUCAGUGGGAAACCCCUAAUCUGAGAUGUUUUACUGCAGAAUUUAGAGAAGCGAGACCACCCACCGACCUUCUCCCCCCUCCUGUGCACUCUACCUUAAAGGGGAAAGGUAGGGAGCGAGUAGAAAGAGGAAGCAGCAUGCAGCUCCAACCUCAGCCUCAGCACUUCUCUGUUUUGUUUAACUAAAUAAUGAUGUGCUCGGAGGAACAUUUCCCACUUGGAUUGACCACUGGAAGAUGACGGGACGUUUUUUGAGGGGUCCCAUCAUGAGGCCUCACCGCUGCUGGGCCGUCCUGCAAGUGUCCAUCUUGGCCGGGCUGCUUCUCACCUUAAACGCUGACGGUGAAGAUUGUGAAGUUGAACUUAAAGUACAUCGUAACACGAUUUAUGGAGGUAACCUUGGAGGAGACCUUGAGAUUGACUGCACUGUCACUUUCUGCAACAAUCCACCACCAACAGUCUCCUGGUAUAAACUUGAGAAAGCUGUUGUUCCCGUCAACGUCAGCAGCAGCAGCCACAUUAAAACAGAAUGGAAACUUUCAGACCAUUUAAAAGGGAAAUCAAUUUUGAUCUUCCAAAAACUACUCAGAAGCGACUCAGGUGUGUAUCAGUGUGGAGAUGGAAGCAGUGUGAGUCAUAACAUCAACGUCACUGUCCAUGACUGUGUUAUAGAUGAUGGCGGGCAUACCAACGUGUCACAGGAGAACAACACAACUGUGGAUUCUGAGCCCACCGAAGUAGAUAUUUGGAAGUACAUGUAUGUUGCUCCUGGGAUUGUUGCAUUCGUCAUCAUAGUGAUAAUUAUAUCCGUCGUCUCAAUGCGAGGGUGUAAAGGUGAGGUGUUGAAUAAACAUGCCAUACAGGACAUGACUGUGACUCUAAAAGCAGUAAUUUCACCAAAAUGUCAUCAUGCAGGGAAACCAAAGAAAGAGACGCCAACUGAAAAUCAGUACAUGGCAAUCCCCAUGGCCGAGCAACCCUUCCGACAGCCCUCGCCAAGAGGAAGCCCCUCUGCGCCGCCAUCUCGGAGGUCAACCCGGAGGGAGACGCCGCCCUCACAGCCCGAUGAGCCGCCGUUACCGAGAGGCAAUGAGAUCGUUUACGGCAAGGUGAAAGAGAAAAGAGGGAGACGGGGGAACGCGGCGGCGGACGAGGGGGGUUCUGUUGUGUACGCUGCCCUCAACCAUCAGCUUCCAGCGGCGGCCGCUGCCCGGCCGCGGAGGCCGCAGGAGGAGGCUUCAGAGUACGCGGCUAUCCGUGUUAAAGACCCAUCACCCACCAGACUAAACUAUUACUAAAAACUGCUCUCUUAUCACAACAUGACGAUGCUCCAUCCCACCUGACACUCUAAAGACUUGCCCUAUGCUAAAAUUAGCAUCUUAAUCUUUAAAGGCGCUGCACACCUGCACAGGUGUUUUUCCAGUUGAAGUUGGGCGGAGCUGUGCUGGGAAUUUGUGAGGUCAUCGUGUACCAAUAAGAAUGGGUGCACGCUAAAUGUGCAGA
Messenger RNA from Sebastes umbrosus (honeycomb rockfish), 2043 nucleotides. Its product is annotated as B- and T-lymphocyte attenuator-like. Gene Ontology annotation, cellular component: plasma membrane. Bases 777 to 1838 code for a protein of 353 amino acids. The record is from RefSeq and is a predicted model, not a curated record. NCBI's taxonomy places the organism in Eukaryota, Metazoa, Chordata, Actinopteri, Perciformes, Sebastidae. Gene Ontology annotation, molecular function: signaling receptor activity. Gene Ontology annotation, biological process: immune response-regulating cell surface receptor signaling pathway. The transcript has 5 exons.